Zonotrichia albicollis (white-throated sparrow) is the source of this 6385-nucleotide messenger RNA. The record is from RefSeq and is a predicted model, not a curated record. NCBI's taxonomy places the organism in Eukaryota, Metazoa, Chordata, Aves, Passeriformes, Passerellidae.
GCAGAGGACAGUGUUUCAUCACUAACGAGGUCGUGGAGACCAGCAAUGGUACCCAAUGGUCCAUCUCGAACAGAAACCAGUUCUACAGCUCUCAAAAGGAACUUUUCUGCUUCUUUCUGUUCAAGUUCUGGAUCAAAACUGCAGCGGGACAAGAAAAUAGCAACGUCUCUUGCCAUAAUUGUCUGUGUGUUUACCAUUUGCUGGGCCCCAUACUCUUUAUUAAUGAUUAUCCAUGGGUUUUGCCAAGGAAAGUGCAUCCAUAAGUCCCUCUAUGAAGCAACGUUUUGGCUUUUGUGGAUCAAUUCCUCUUUGAAUCCAUUUCUUUACCCUCUCUGCCAUAUGAGGUUUCGAAUGGCUUUUCUGAAAAUAUUAUGUCCCAAAAAGUUUGCAGCAUUGAGAUCUGGUAACACGCCUUCUAUUUAGCAAGGUAAAAGGAAUGUCUUACAGAUAAGGUUCCUCUGUCAUUUAAGUGAUACCUUUUCAUAUGUGUUGUUGGCAUGAAUAGAGAAAAAACCUCUUUGUUUACUAAUGACAUUGUCUAAGAGUGCAGCAGAGUUAUGUAGUUGCCCCAAUAUUGCUAAUUUUCAGGAUCUCAUUUUUGGUUUUGCUGGUAUGAUGCUAGAUUAAUUACCAUCUAGUGGAUUGAAAAGAAUAAUGAGCUUUGCUGAAUGUUCUCUUGCUUUGUGGGUGUGAGGUAUAUUUUUUUCUUUCUUUUUUUUUCUUUCCUUUGUUUAAUAUAUAGAGCUGGCACUGUGAAAGAACUCUGCUCUUGCUAUUUUCAUAGAGAGUCACUGGAGGGAGAUACUUGUUCAUGUAUGCGUUGAAUUAAAAUUUAUGUUCUAUUUAUGAAUCUAAAGCUGUCAGUGAAGAAGUAAUACUACUACAUUUUUCAAAGAUUGUAAAAAUACUCACAGAAGCAGUAUAUUUUCAUAUCAUAAACUAUUAUGAAGACAAGAGAGUGCCCUCUCCUUGUUAGAAUCCCCACAGUGAGCAAUAUGCAAGUGAAUGGAAUGCCUAACCUGCCAUAUCUGUCUUUUUCAGGUUUUAAUGUAGCUCAUACCUGGCAUUGCAGGACAAAGUACAUGUAAGUUAGCAAUUCUGAAUGAUUUUUAGAGAAUGAAAUUUUCCAUGCUAUGAGAAUUUUGAGACUGGUUAUCAAAAGUAUCAGACGCAAAUGGUUGUUAGUUUUUUCACCUAUACCGGUUUUUCACCUGACAUUGGCUGCCCCUUUGGUCAUGCUUAAAUGAUAUUUAGUGCCAGAUUUGUGCACUAUGUGAUUGCCUAAAAGAUAGGCCAGGCUUGGGCACAUGAUCACAUUCCUGUUGAAUUAGCAGAGCAAGCAAUGCUAAGUUCAUACUGGAUUUUUGAUUUUGGCUGGCUAUGCAAGAAUAGACAAUAGCCUAUCCGGUGUAAAGCUUUGCAAGUGCAAAGAUAUUCCAUCAAAAUGUCUGGAACAAAUUUGAUCUGACAGAGUGAUUUUUUAUACUAGAUCAGUGCUUUAUGUCCUGUUACUGUGACAUUAUAUGGAUUUUCUCUGCCACAGAACAAAUAUCAAACUUGAUUUUUUCAAUUAGGGAGCAAGGGCCGUAUUCACUGCUUGAGAAUGAGAUUUACAGAGGUCUGGAAGCUGAUACAGAGAUGUUUUAAGCAGCUCUUAACAAACAAAGCAGUUGAAUGUCCAGUGCUGAAAGGAGUGAGUAAAUGUCUUGGAGGAAGCAAUGGAGCUUGAUUACACCCCAUUCCAUGUGCCAAACUUUCUUACCAUGUGUUGAGUGUUGCAACUCACCCAGAAAGCUUUCAUGGAUGGGUAAGUGAGAGUCACUGGCUGCAUUUUUCUCUCUCCUUUUGUGUAAUUUUAUUCCUCUUUGUUUAUGUAUGAAAUAUUGAAAGAGAAAUCUGAUGCACAGAACAAUGAAGAGCAGUAGUCAAUUUAAAUGGUUUUUAAUCUAAUUUGAAAUUUGCUGUAGAAGUGUUGCCAUAACAGAGUACUCCUUUGCAAACACAAUUCAAAUGCAUGGAAGCAGCUUAAUGAUAGCACAAAAGUUGAUGGCUUUGAAGAGCUAGAAUGUCUUUUUGUUCAGAGGUCUGGAACUGAAGGCUUCUCUUGCCAGUUUUCACGCUGCUGGAAGAUUAUCUUUCACCAUUCAUUCUCGAUAUGCUUCCUUGCCUCACAUGGAGAGUGUUACGUAUUGUGAGCAUAAUGGCUAGGAGAGGUGCAGCUUCAGGAGGAGGUCAUUGAUUCAGUACAGCUGUUUUUACUGUCAUGAGCUGUGGUGCAGGCAUAGAUUUUGUGGGGUUUGCUUUUCUGUGAUGCUUAAAAAAAUCUAAACACACACAUAGAGUUAAAACAUUUAUAGAAGAGCUCGUGUACUAAACAUCUGUUAAAUAGAGAAACUGAAGAUGGGCCCAAGACAAAAAUGUGUUUGUGUUGUCUGCAUUCUAUCCCCUAUGCUUUUAGUAUAAAAAUUCAGUUUGCAUUUUGUGCUAAAAGAAUGUAUUGUUCAUUUUGGAAAAAUAACCUAGAAAAUUAUUACCUAGAUAAACUAGAUAAUCCACGUUUUUUCCAGCAGUGCUGGAAAGCUAGUUAGUCAGGGAAUUUGCCAGGCAGCACAAUCUGCAGUGAAUUUGAAACAACAUAGCAUGGUGAAGCUACUAGAGAUCAGUGUUUUUUGGAGUCUGUUUUACACACACACUAUUCAAACUGUUUUCUCAUGUCACUCCUGUGUAUUAGAUGCAUUUGUUGUAUUUUUCUAAUUGUUGAAAAUUUUGCUAAUUUCUCCCAGGGUAAGUCAAGCACUGGGUUGCUGUGCCCACCACUUUAGGUCAGUGACAUCAUAAAUAUUCUCCCUUGUAAAUUACAAAUGAGACAUUUUUCAAGGUUGUGGUAUGAUACUUAUUCAGCAUUUGUUCUUAUGCCCCCAUUCAAGUGGAUGUUUCUUGACAAAUGGUUUUCUAACCCAGAUCUUUCUAACCAGUCACUCAUCCAUUUCACUAUUUCAUGUCCUUAAAUUUUCUUCUGUCUUUGCAGAUGUUCAGUAGGCCUUCUAAAUAGAUGGUGACAGUAGCUAUAUGGGCUUCAACGUUGUGGGCUUCAACUCAAACCACACCAGUUUUUUUCUAAUCUGACCCUCUCAUAUUUAAAAGAAAAAAAAACACUCAACAAAUAAAAAUGCAUGUUGGAAGAAAUUGUGUUAUCUUUUUUUUUGUUUAUUUCUGAAACAAAUAUUGAAUGCUAAUGAUUCUCCUAAUGUCCAUGUCCUUUAUUUUCCAAAGGAAAUACCACAUAGAUUUCCCCCUGAGUGCCACACAGAAGAACUAUGAUUAAAACUUCAACAUUUGAUUUAUUCCCUAAUUAUAAAGGCAAAUGACUACAUUCCCCUUGUCCACUAAUUCAGUAAUUUUAUCAAAGAAGACAACCAAGUUGCUCAGGCAUGUUAUACCCUUGGUAAGUCCAUGCCAACUAUCCCUAGUCACCUUCUCCUCCCCCAGGUCCUCAGAAACACCUUUCAAGGGGACUCACUCCAUUAUUUUCCCAAGGAGUAAAGACAAUCUGACAUCUUGUCUUUGUGGCAACAUUUGAAAAUCAGUUUUCUGAUUUUCUUCUUUCUUCAGUGGUUGGGAAUCUCCCUUUAUGACCAUUCUAAGAGGAUAGAAAUUGGCCUUGCAAAGGUAGUAGCUGGUUCUCUUCAUAGCACAGUGGGUUCCAUGGACUUUUAUGGGUCAAGUCCCCUCAAGUAAUCCUGUCUUAUUCUCACCUGCUUGUGACAGUUCUCAUCCUUGAACUCAUUCACUAAGCAUGGAAGAAAGGGAGACCUAGAUAGUGAUGAAUGAAGCUAAGGAAGCAUUGGGUACCUCAGCCUUAUCUGCACCUGCUGUCACUGGAUUACUGGUCCCAUCCAACAAGCUACCCAUAUUUUUGUUAUUCACCAUUUUGCUCCUAAUGGGGUGGCUGAAGUUCUCUGUGUUGUUUUUGAUGUCCUUUACAAACAUCAACUAUAGGUGAGCUUUUGUUUUCCUAAUAUCAUUCUUAUGUUGCCAGACAACAUUUCUAAAUAUCUCCUUUGUAUUCUGUCCCUCCUUCAAACUCCUUCAUGUUCUCUUUUCACAUUGUAGUCUCCAGGGUUAGCUACUGUCAUGAUACAUCUGCUUGCUUUCUUGAGAGCAGGGAUGGACUAUUCUUGUGCAUGGACGUUGCUGUCUUUAGAGGCCUGCAGCUUCCUUGAGCUCCUUGUCUUUUGGAUCUGCUCCCGUGGGAUUCCCACUACCACUUUUCUAAACAGAAAUCUGCUCACCUGAAGCCCAUGGUCUGCACUGCUGCUCUCCUUCCUCAUCCCCUUUAGGAUCUUGAGUUCUACUACCUCAUCAUCACUACAGCUGAGUCUGGCACUGACAGCACAUCCCCACACAGCCCCUCUUUACCACCGAGCAGGUGUUUCAGUUGUGCAUCACCCCCAUUAGCCCAUGCAGGAUUUGUGUCUGAAAGUUCCCCCUGACAGCCUCCAGGAACCCUGUUCACUGCUAGACCUGUUGUGUUGCACUUCCAGCAGAUGCCAUGAACACUGAAAGUCCUACAUAAGAAGUGGGUUCUGUGGUCCAGAAGCUUUCUUGAAUUGCUUCAAGAAGAUUUCAUCACCUCCCUCACCCUGAGCUCUGCAAUGUGCUCUCACCAUAAUGUCACCCAUGUCAAGCGUGGCUUGGUGGCUGCACAGGAAGAUCUAGUACUUCCCCUUUGCUUCCCAGGCUGCAGCUGGGCACACACACCUAAGGCAGCUGUGUCUCGCUGCCACAUUUUGCCAUUCCUGAGGUCUCUUCUUUUUCUGUCAUGCUACACCUUUUGCUUUAAUGGCUCUUUACAACAUAAUUCCCUCUGUUCCUCAAUAAGGUAGCAGAGCACUGCAUCUUUCCUCCCCACAUUUUGCCCACUCUCUCUUUCCUUGUUCCUUGCCCUAUAUCUUCCCAAGUACCUGGCAUUAUGGCUGCAGUUUGAAAUGCUGGUCACUCAGUGUGCUGUGGUGCUACAGUGUCAGUGAGUGUCAGCCACAGCCAUGGACUACCAAAUUCUGUGCACUCCCACCAAAAUAAAUGGAGUUGUGAUGAGGAAGGCAUAUCUUUUCUCACACCGGAAAAGGGCUAAAGGCUUGGUACCUCAUGGAGUUAAAGCUUGUCAAGGAUUACUUGAAAGGUGCAGGAUUAGAUGGGCUACACCAUAAAGACCUCCAAAGUCCAAGUAUUUGGUUUAUUCUGCCCAGAACUUCUGGUUAGGGUGAGCUGAAGAGGUAUUGGUGAUGCUUCUGCUGCAUGGAACUGUAUUACAAAUGCUCUGUAAACAGCAACACUAAGAGAUAUCUCUCUGUUGUUAACUGUAAGAUUUAAAAAACAGUGUAGCAACAAGUGCAAAAGUGUUUACAUUUUACUUUAAGGGAAAUAGAAUUGUAAUAAUUUUAAUCCUGUUCACCACUGUGGAGGUGAAAAUGAGAUAUGGCUUCAGCACAAUUUGAUGUGCAAAACCACUCACACAUUGCUAAUAUGCAAGCUGCUUGACUGUGAGAAGAGUUGUUCCAUGUCCAGGAAAGAAACUGAUUGUGAGGUGUCUUUUCUAAGGCCAAUAGGUGCAUUCAAAUCAAGAAAUGUUAGAGAACCCAGGUCUUCAGUUCUUGUAUUCCAGUUUUUUGGUAUUGUGAAUAUUUUCUUUUUAUGUUUCAGUAUUCAGCCCAGCCUGUUAAUAGACUUAUCUCAACCUUUUGGAUAACUUUGCCAGACACAACUUCCUUCCCGGACUGACCUGGCCUGGACACCCACCAUGCACAAUUGCACCGCCGAAAUUCCGCACGCUGCUGAGACACAUAGCGAGACUUGGUCCAGCCAGGUGCCGAGCUCCGAGUUCUCCCUGGGUGUGUUGGCACUGCUGGCUUUCCUCAUGGUGUUGCUGUGUCUGGUGACCAUCCUUGGCAACAUGCUGGUGAUCCUUGCUUUCAUUAUGGACAGGAACCUGAGGCAUCGGAGUAACUAUUUCUUUCUGAAUCUUGCUGUUUCUGACUUUGCAGUGGGUGUGUUCUGUAUGCCGUUGUACAUCCCUUACGCCCUGACAGGAACAUGGCACUUGGGAAGGAGCCUGUGCAAGCUCUGGCUGGUCAUGGACUAUCUCAUGUGCACAGCUUCAGUGUUUAACAUCGUCCUUAUCAGCUACGACCGUUUCCUGUCAGUUACAAAAGCUGUAUCUUACAGAGCCCAGCAGGGAAUAAUGUCCAGCUCUGCCAUCAAGAUGGUGGCCAUUUGGGUCUUAGCAUUCCUCCUGUACGGCCCAGCCAUCCUGUUUUGGGAGCACGUGGCUGGACACAGCGUGGUGCCUGUGGAUCAGUGCUACGCCGAGUUCUUCCACAACUGG